AUGGCGCCCAACGCGCAAGAGAAUGACCAGAAGGUCCACAUUUCCCUUCACCUUAGCAUCAGCCCUCCUGGCACACUAUCCAUCGAUGAUGCCUUCCCUUCCACACCUCUCAAACUUAUCGCCACCAUCAAACAAACUAAAUCUCCGUUUCCUGAUCGCGCGAUUACCAUCAUGACGAAAUAUUCUUGUCUAGAAGUAGACACGCCUGGAUCUGAGGGAGCAUUUUUUAGUCGCGCUAUGGCCUCGCCUCAAGUAACAGUCCCAGACCCAGGAUGCCCAGCCCCAGAGCUGCCACUUCGACCCACCAAACGGGUUACCAUCACACGUGUAUCGGGCGAUCCAGACUUGCUCAAGCGAGGAGAAGAAAACGGCUUCAGAUUCAUUACCAUUCCGCCUGUUAGUCAAGGUCACGCAGAAGUGAUGUGGGAGCUAACGCCCUCAAAACUGCUCCUGCGAUUGGGAGAUAAAGGCGAAUCCUUAGAGGAGAAGAUGAAGCGUUUUUUAAGACCCGGAGACACAUACAAGAUUGUACCUGACAACUUGCGAAUUCAAUGGUGGACCUUCGGCUCACUUGACGGCGGAGACGGAAUCGGAAAGAAGAAGAUCGCGCGCUGGAGUCUACCAGACGAUCUGCCCCUCGUGCGAGAGCCAGGCCAGGACGAGACAGACGAGGUAGCACAUGGCCUGCGAGACUGGAUUGAUUUACAUGAUGUCAAUAAACUGAGCUCUCGCAGUGCCGUUGAGAAUGAGCAAAAACCUGACAUUGCAAGAAUGCGUUCUGAAGGUUGGGUAUUUGGUGAACCUAAGACGGGCUUGGUAAUGACAGCCGAGAAUCAAGAACAUGGAGCUCAAUUCACUGUUGUUAGUGAUAAGUAA
This is a messenger RNA of Plenodomus lingam JN3, 876 nucleotides long. RefSeq lists its product as uncharacterized. Lineage: Eukaryota; Fungi; Ascomycota; Dothideomycetes; Pleosporales; Leptosphaeriaceae. The record is from RefSeq and is a predicted model, not a curated record.